GUGUGAAUGACAGGUAUCUCCUCGGCUAUAGAUGUGCAGGUAUAGAUAGCUAUCCAGCUAUGCUUCCUUUUCGGAUUGUGUGGUAACCUCUCAGGUAUGUUGCCUUGAUGAGAGCUCAACUGGUUAUGACGUCGGAAGCCGAGUUGUGAGAGAGAGAAACGCAUGGUAUAUAAACAGAUGAAAUGCGAGCAAAAUUAUCAUUUACAUCAGAGUCAGAUUCGAGCGUACUCUACUUCACUCAUCAUACGAGAUGAGUUCGUCAUCAUCAUCAACCCACCACCACAUGAGCAUAUCCUCAACUACUGGGAACAGAAAGCUGCCCUUGCUGCCGACGCGUCCGCUGCUGCACCUGCUCCUUCUCCGCUCACUGUGGAACCACCAUCGCCGGGGGAGAUCAUGCUGGGUGACAGUCCAGUUCAACACUUGGCUCCACCUGCUACCUGGGCACCACAACGUGUGGUGCCAACAACUCUGACCAACAACAACAACAUGAAGCAGAAGCAGGGGAAGAGGAGGUUGGUGUUUGACGAGCCUGAGGUUAGCGGGGAUGAGGACGAGACAAUCUUCUCACAAACAAAGGAUUCGAACCCAGAGUCUUAUGCAUAA
Nilaparvata lugens (brown planthopper) is the source of this 606-nucleotide messenger RNA. RefSeq lists its product as uncharacterized. The transcript has 3 exons. The record is from RefSeq and is a predicted model, not a curated record. The coding region runs from base 163 to 606 and encodes 147 amino acids. NCBI's taxonomy places the organism in Eukaryota, Metazoa, Arthropoda, Insecta, Hemiptera, Delphacidae.